This is a messenger RNA of Carassius auratus (goldfish), 1536 nucleotides long. RefSeq names its product ring finger protein 2 (gene rnf2). Gene Ontology annotation, molecular function: chromatin binding; ubiquitin protein ligase activity. The transcript has 7 exons. The record is from RefSeq and is a predicted model, not a curated record. NCBI's taxonomy places the organism in Eukaryota, Metazoa, Chordata, Actinopteri, Cypriniformes, Cyprinidae. The coding region runs from base 101 to 1111 and encodes 336 amino acids. Gene Ontology annotation, cellular component: PcG protein complex; ubiquitin ligase complex.
UUUCGUUCCUGGAUCCGCCAUAUUGAGCGCCGCAGAACGCGCUGGCAGGGAGAGGGUGUUCAUAACAUUGAGAUAGCUGAAAGACACGCGGUGUAUAAAGAUGACACAAACGGUCCAGACGAAUGGGGUUCAAGCCCUCAGUAAGACCUGGGAGCUUAGUCUCUAUGAAUUACAGAGAACUCCACAGGAGGCCAUCACGGAUGGUCUGGAGAUCGCCGUGUCCCCGCGCAGCUUGCACAGUGAGCUGAUGUGUCCCAUCUGUCUGGACAUGUUGAAGAACACCAUGACCACCAAGGAGUGCCUGCACCGCUUCUGUGCCGACUGCAUCAUCACUGCGCUCAGAUCAGGGAAUAAGGAGUGUCCUACAUGCAGGAAGAAGCUGGUGUCGAAGCGCUCCCUCCGUCCAGACCCAAACUUUGACGCCCUGAUCAGUAAGAUCUACCCCAGCAGAGACGAGUACGAAGCCCACCAGGAGAGAGUGUUAGCCCGCAUCAGCAAGCACAACAACCAGCAGGCACUGAGCCACAGUAUUGAGGAGGGCCUAAAAAUCCAGGCCAUGAACAGACUUCAGCGGGGGAAGAAGCACCAAAUCGAAAAUGGCAGCGGGGCAGAGGACAAUGGGGACAGUUCACAUUGCAGCAAUGCAUCAGUGCACAGUAACCAAGAGGCCGGACCCAGCAUCAAACGAACCAAAACCUCCGACGAUUCGGGACUGGACAUGGACAAUGCCACAGAGAACGGAGGAGGAGACCUGGCACUGGACGGGGCCAGCGAGAUUGAGCUGGUGUUCCGCCCUCACCCGACGCUGAUGGAGAAAGAAGACGCCGCGCAGACAAGGUACAUUAAGACUUCGGGGAACGCCACAGUGGACCACCUUUCCAAAUACUUGGCUGUCAGAUUGGCUUUGGAGGAAAUGCGCAAGAACGGAGAGGCAAGCCCCAUCAACGUAGAAGCAGCCAGCGAAAAACAGUACACCAUCUACAUCCCUACAGCAAACAACCAGUUCACAGUCUUGAAUGGCUCUUUCUCUCUGGAGCUGGUGAGCGAGAAGUACUGGAAAGUCAACAAGCCCAUGGAGUUGUACUUUGCCCCAACGAAGGAGCACAAAUAAAUCCAGUGAGACAUGAGGGUCUGAGCUGACCCGGGACAGACUGAUGGUUCAUCAUCUCUUCUCUCUCCCCGUUUCUUUCUGUCUUUCUCUCUCUGUUCCUGGAGUAUACUCCAGCUCCUCAAUAACUGUGGCUGCUUUGAUUUGUUUUUUUAUUGUCUUUUUGUAUGGGGACGAGACCAGGGUUGAUCAUUGGGAAAGGGGUGGGAGGGCCAUGGAAGUCAAACCAGUGUGGAUUCAUUUUUUUUCUCCCCCUUUCAGUUGACACAAUCAUUUCAUCUAUACAUGUUGAGUCCUUUUUGAGUCAAGUGGACUCAGACAUUGCCUUCAACAAGCCACAAUUUUAGUAUACAAAAUGGAUAAUGCAUCUGUAACACCAUGAGGGAAUCACGCUGGGUGCUUCAUGAAAGACUCCGUCAGAAGGUGGC